Phacochoerus africanus (Common warthog) is the source of this 3115-nucleotide messenger RNA. RefSeq names its product hexokinase domain containing 1 (gene HKDC1). The transcript has 18 exons. Gene Ontology annotation, biological process: glycolytic process; glucose 6-phosphate metabolic process; intracellular glucose homeostasis. The record is from RefSeq and is a predicted model, not a curated record. Gene Ontology annotation, cellular component: mitochondrion; cytosol. The coding region runs from base 133 to 2886 and encodes 917 amino acids. Lineage: Eukaryota; Metazoa; Chordata; Mammalia; Artiodactyla; Suidae. Gene Ontology annotation, molecular function: D-glucose binding; mannokinase activity; glucokinase activity.
UUUAAUCUGUAGCACCUAGUUCCCUGGAGGCCUCCAGACUGAACUAGAAGCAGGUAGUGCUCUGGAGACGGGGGAGUAAACACUGCCCCCGGAAAUCUCUGCUCAUCUCAGGAGAAACCACACUUUUGGAAAAUGUUUGCGGUACACUUGAUGGCAUUUUACUUCACCAAGCUGAAGGAGGAUCAGAUCAAGAAGGUAGACAGGUUCUUGUAUCACAUGCGGCUCUCAGAUGAGACCCUUUUGGACAUCAUGGCCCGGUUCCAGGCUGAAAUGCAGAAGGGCCUGGGGAAGGACACCAACCCCACAGCCUCAGUGAAGAUGCUGCCCACCUUUGUCAGGGCCAUUCCAGAUGGCUCAGAAAACGGGGAGUUUCUUUCCCUGGAUCUUGGAGGAUCCAAGUUUCGAGUCUUGAAGGUGCAAGUCUCAGAAGAGGGGAAACGAAAUGUGCAGAUGGAGAGUCAGUUCUACCCAACACCCAAUGAGAUUAUCCGAGGGAACGGCACGGAGCUAUUUGAAUACGUAGCUGACUGUCUGGCAGAUUUCAUGGAAACCAAAGGGUUGAAGCAGAAGAAAUUGCCUCUUGGCCUAACCUUUUCUUUUCCCUGCAGACAGACUAAAUUAGAAGAGGGUGUCCUGCUUUCAUGGACGAAGAAGUUUAAGGCGCGGGGAGUUCAGGACACAGACAUAGUAAGCUCCCUGAGCAAUGCCAUGAGAAAACACAAGGACAUAGAUGUGGACAUCCUGGCCUUGGUCAAUGACACAGUGGGAACCAUGAUGACGUGUGCCUAUGACGAUCCCUACUGUGAAGUUGGUGUCAUCAUUGGCACGGGCACCAACGCGUGCUACAUGGAGGACAUGAGCAACAUCGACCUGGUGGAGGGCGACGAGGGCAGGAUGUGCAUCAACACUGAGUGGGGGGCCUUCGGGGACGACGGGGCCCUGGAGGACAUUCGCACCGAGUUUGACCGGGAGCUGGACCUUGGCUCUCUCAACCCGGGGAAGCAGCUGUUUGAGAAGAUGAUCAGCGGCCUGUACCUGGGCGAACUUGUCAGGCUCAUCUUGCUGAAGAUGGCCAAGGCAGGCCUCCUGUUUGGCGGUGAGAAAUCCUCUGCUCUUCACAUUAAGGGCAAGAUUGAAACACGACACGUGGCUGCCAUGGAGAGGUAUAAAGAAGGUCUGGCCAAUACAAGAGAGAUCCUGACGGAUCUGGGUCUAGAGCCUUCGGAGGCCGACUGCAUCGCGGUCCAGCAUGUCUGCACCAUCGUCUCCUUCCGCUCGGCCAACCUCUGUGCAGCGGCUCUGGCAGCCAUCCUGACCCGCCUCCGGGAGAACAAGAAGCUGGUGCGGCUCCGGACCACAGUGGGCAUGGACGGCACACUCUACAAGAUCCACCCUCAAUACCCAAAACGCCUGCACAAGGUGGUGAGGAAACUGGUCCCAAAUUGUGACGUCCGCUUCCUCCUGUCGGAGAGUGGCAGCGCCAAGGGGGCUGCCAUGGUGACAGCAGUGGCCUCCCGCGUGCAGGCCCAGCGGAAGCAGAUUGACAAGAUGCUGGCUUUGUUCCAGCUGACCCCGGAGCAACUUGUGAGUGUCCAGAACAAGAUGCGGGUUGAGCUGGAGUACGGGCUGAAGAAAGACACCCACCCGCUGGCCACAGUCAAGAUGCUGCCCACCUACGUCCGCGGGAUGCCAGAUGGCACAGAGAAAGGAAAGUUCCUCGCUCUGGAUCUGGGGGGGACCAACUUCCGGGUCCUCCUGGUGAAGAUCAGAAGUGGACGGAGGUCGGUGCGAAUGUACAACAAAAUCUUCGCCAUCCCCCUGGAGAUCAUGCAGGGCACCGGCGAGGAGCUGUUUGACCACAUCGUGCAAUGCAUCGCAGACUUCCUGGACUACAUGGGCCUCAAGGGAGCCCAGCUGCCUUUGGGCUUCACAUUCUCAUUUCCCUGCAGGCAGGCGAGCAUUGACAAGGGAACACUCAUUGAGUGGACCAAAGGCUUCAAGGCCACAGACUGUGAAGGGGAGGACGUGGUGGACAUGCUGAGGGAAGCCAUCAAGAGACGAAAUGAGUUUGACCUGGACAUAGUUGCAGUUGUGAAUGACACAGUGGGGACCAUGAUGACCUGUGGCUAUGAAGACCGUAAUUGUGAGAUUGGCCUGAUUGCGGGAACAGGCAGCAAUAUGUGCUACAUGGAGGAGAUGAAGAACAUUGAACUGGUGGAAGGGAAUGAAGGGAAGAUGUGCAUUAACACAGAGUGGGGAGGAUUUGGAGAUAAUGGCUGCCUAGAUGACAUCCGGACCCAAUACGACAAGGAGGUGGAUGAGGGGUCCCUGAAUCCUGGCAAACAGAGAUACGAGAAAAUGACCAGUGGGAUGUACCUGGGGGAGAUCGUGCGGCAGAUCCUGAUUGACCUGACCAAACAGGGUCUCCUCUUCCGUGGGCAGAUUUCAGAGCGUCUCCGGACCAGGGGCAUCUUUGAAACCAAGUUCUUGUCUCAGAUUGAAAGCGAUCGGCUGGCCCUCCUCCAGGUCAGGGGGAUCCUGCAGCAGCUUGGCCUGGACAGCACGUGUGAGGACAGCAUCGUGGUGAAGGAGGUGUGCGGAGCUGUGUCCCGGCGGGCGGCCCAGCUCUAUGGCGCUGGCCUGGCCGCCAUUGUGGAGAAAAAGAGGGAAGACCAGGGGCUUGAGCACCUGAAGAUCACCGUGGGUGUGGAUGGCACCCUGUACAAACUGCAUCCACACUUUUCUCGGAUAUUGCAGGAAACUGUGAAAGAAUUAGCUCCUCGCUGUGAUGUGAUGUUCAUGCUGUCAGAAGAUGGGAGUGGAAAAGGAGCAGCUCUGAUCACUGCUGUGGCCAAGAGGUUACAGCAGGCCCGGAAGGACAACUAGGAACCCCUUGGGUCUGGACCUACUGUGCCUUGGCUACUGACCAGCCUUUCCCUGGCAGAUGAGCUGGUCAGGGACCAACAGGCGAGCUUCUAGCGGACCUAAACCUUCUGGAUGGCCAAAAGAAAACCCCAGGCUCUAGGGUACUCUUAGCAUGUUGUUAUUGGUUUUCAAGGGUGUUAAAUGGCAUCUCUGGAGUUCCCAUUGUGGCUCAGAGGUAAUGAAUCCAACU